GGAACAAAUGCAUUACGGAUAUAAAAGAAGAAGUAGACAAACUGAAGAAAAUAAAAGUAACAUUCGAAGGAAGAUGCCCACUAACAAAAGAUCGAAUACAAAUUCGUUUUAAAGAAAUGUUGCCCAGCAGAGGGAGAAUUAGCAUUUUCUUGAAUGCAGCGCGGUCGAGUUAUGCUCAACGUUUGACAGAUCAUUGUAAAGUGGGGAUCGCGCACAGUCGAGAUGAAGCUUAUUUUCACAUGUCGCAAUAAUGAAGAUGAAUGGUUGAAAAGUUAUCAAAUACAGAUGAAGGCUAUUGCAGAUGAUCACUAUGUUGCCACGUGGCCGUUUCUCUCAUGGACAGCUUACAAAAAUUUCCAAUUCGGCCACCAUGCAGGUCGCGUUGCAUUCUGUUGCCCCCCACAAAGAAUGAAUCAAAUUUUUCAGGGUGCAAGUCCAACUGUUGCGAAAAAGAGAUACAGAGAUCACAACACAAGUGUUUUACAGAGAGCACCAAAGGACCGCCUUUUAAAAAUGAAAUUGUCGGAUGGAUGGGAACCUUUGUGUAAAUUUCUCGGAAAGCCUAUUCCAAGCGAGCAAUUUCCACAUAAAAAUAAAAAAGGAUCAUCGAUGGAGGAAUUCGUUAACGAAAGCCCGUUUGCUCGACAAAUCAAAAGAGAAGUGUUCAUAACGAAGAUUGCCAUUUCAGUGUUAUUAGCUGUGGUUGCUUUCUUUUUCAGCAAGUCAUUUUUCUGAAAGAUGUCACAGAAAUGGAUUUGAAAUCAUCCUGGGACAUAUCUAUUUCAGUAGCGGAGUUACAAUUUUCAAAAUGGUUUCAGUUAAAUACCUAUUUUUGUCUAGAGAAUUUAUUUAGAAGGAUUUGAGAAUAAAUGUUGCAUAAC
Molecule: messenger RNA, 881 nt
Organism: Styela clava
Lineage: Eukaryota; Metazoa; Chordata; Ascidiacea; Stolidobranchia; Styelidae
Source: RefSeq, a predicted model, not a curated record